GUGCAGUCGCCAAGUCGCAGUUGCAAUUGAAAGUCCCCUUAAAGCUGUGUUUCCUUCGCUGAUCUGUCUUUCUACUCCUCGAGCGCAUCCAGUCUGAACAUCUCAGUAUAAUCACCGUUUAACCAGGCUCAUCACAAUGAGCGAGCAAGCAGAACUGGCGUUUGUGAAGACGUUCGUCAACAACCUCUCGUCGCAGCCCGUCACGUACGCAGACGACUUCCAGCAACCAUCCGAGAGGUCUCUAAGGAAGGUCCCGGUGCUACCGGUAGACCUGCCUCCUCCUCCCGAACGCAAGGUGACACAGGUUGCGCCCACAGGUGAGCUCCCCUGCCCCACUCCCGCAGCUGUUAUAAGUACGAGCCCGCGCACAGGCUCCCUGAGCAUCACCUUCAAGUCUAUCAAGCCUCCAAAGAGCUACUCUCUCUCCGUACAGCCCACCGACCCCGUCUCUGACAUCAAGGCGCAGCUCGCGUCAGAACCAGGCGCACCGCCCGCCGACGCACAGAGACUGCUGCUCAAAGGCAAGGCUCUCGCGGACAGCAAGCUUCUGCAGGAAUACAGCAUUAAGGAAGGAGACACCGUCACGCUUAUGGUCAAGCCCGGCUUCGACUGGGACCCAUCCAAGAUGUCUACGUCGCUCGCACCCGUCACUGCACCGACGCCACAGAAGGCGAGAGCAGGGUCCAUCACGUUGCUUCCGGAGCAGCCUUCACGAACCCGUGGAGGGCACGGGCGCACGCCGUCCAUUGUCCUCUCUCCUUCCCCGUCGCUAUCGCCGUCUCCAGGGGAGGUGUUGAUCGACAUACCCCUCGUGUUGGACACGUCCAACAUACCCGAGCUUUCCCAGUCUGGCGCGUCGAACACGCCCUACCACACGACCGUUGCGCAGCCUGCGUUUUGGGAGCAUCUGUAUGCCUUCUUGAAGGUUGAGUUUCCCAACGGCAGCGACGCGGCGCAGGCUUGGGAGGACUUCUUCUGCGCAAGCAAGGGCUCUCUCAGUGUCUCCGAGAUCGCGAAGAUCCGUGAUCGUGUUGGUGUAACGGGGAUGGCGGGCAGCUGAAGUUGGGUUCAGGUUCAGGUUGUGCUCAUCGUAAUCUUCAAGGGCUUCAUGGUCAUAUCUCUCAUUCAUAAUGCUGUAAUGGACUUCGGAGGCACAUUUGAUCUCAUCCAAACCUUCGUUCGGGCUUCUGGCAGUCGGCGACUUAGCACGGCCGUGAAGCCAUUGUAUAUGUAUGAGACACUUUGCCUUAGUUCGUCGGGCUGCGCAGCUGGAUGGGCCUGACUACGUGGCGCGAUGAGCUACUCAAUCCCGUUAUGUUCUUUCUG
Fomitopsis serialis is the source of this 1326-nucleotide messenger RNA. Its product is annotated as ubiquitin-domain-containing protein. The transcript is spliced from 3 exons. The coding region runs from base 137 to 1060 and encodes 307 amino acids. Gene Ontology annotation, molecular function: protein binding. The record is from RefSeq and is a predicted model, not a curated record. Gene Ontology annotation, biological process: post-translational protein targeting to endoplasmic reticulum membrane. NCBI's taxonomy places the organism in Eukaryota, Fungi, Basidiomycota, Agaricomycetes, Polyporales, Fomitopsidaceae.